AUGUAUGAUGAUGCAAUAAGUGAGCAUAAAGAAGAAAGAUCAAUGAAAAAUAUUAAAAUAAUUGGUGUACAAAAUCAAAAUUUAAAAUCAAUAAAUGAUUAUUUAGAUGCAUUAAAAAUAAUUACUUCAAUAGAAUCUUUUCAUCCAUAUCUUCAAGAAAAUAUUAUACCAGUAAUUGCUAAUUGGCCAGGACAAUAUUUUAUUCGAAAAAUUUUAACACAUUAUUAUAAAAAAGUUGAUAUAGAAUAUUUUAAUUCUUUAAUAGUUCCUGAUAAUAUUAGUAAUUUUAUUCCAAUUAUUGAAUCUCUUCAUAUUUCUUUAAAUUUUGAGAACAA
Messenger RNA from Racocetra fulgida, 335 nucleotides. The record is from the annotation of a GenBank genome assembly. Lineage: Eukaryota; Fungi; Glomeromycota; Glomeromycetes; Diversisporales; Gigasporaceae.